This is a messenger RNA of Cladophialophora yegresii CBS 114405, 4689 nucleotides long. Its product is annotated as ATPase. NCBI's taxonomy places the organism in Eukaryota, Fungi, Ascomycota, Eurotiomycetes, Chaetothyriales, Herpotrichiellaceae. The record is from RefSeq and is a predicted model, not a curated record. Gene Ontology annotation, cellular component: membrane. The coding region runs from base 1 to 4689 and encodes 1562 amino acids. Gene Ontology annotation, molecular function: ATP hydrolysis activity; ATP binding; ABC-type transporter activity. Gene Ontology annotation, biological process: transmembrane transport. The transcript has 2 exons.
AUGUUCAACCAACAUAGCGGGGAGAUGUUCAGGCGUCGCUACCGCGAGGAGCCGCCAUUGACAAAUUUACACAACAUCGCCUUUCCUGGGCAGUUGUUACAGGACACCAGUACAGCGCCGUCUCCUCAUGAUUCUGGUACGCCGUCAAGGAGUCGCAGCCCAGAACGAAAUGGGACGUGGGGCGAACGAGACGUGGGAGGGACCCUCAACCGAGAAGAGGCAAUGGCCGAGUUCGAGGAAAUCAGGCGAGAGAUCUCCAAGAUCAGCUUGCAGCGGACUGCCACCCGGGAAUCAGGCGCGGAAAAGCCCAGGACUUGGUUAUCGAGGGGUCGCUCACGACCGUCGCUGGCCCGCACCAGGACGACAGCCUCUCGAGCCACCAGUAACGCGACGGAUGGCGAUUGGGACAAAGAGGCUGGUCCCGAGCCGGUGGGAGAGGAUGACCUCGAUCUUGGCGCCUUCCUAAAAGAUGGUCACUUCGAGAAGCGGACCGCGGCUGGAGAGUCUGCGAAGAAAGUGGGUGUGCUGUACAAGAAUUUGACGGUGAAAGGAGUCGGCGCUCAAGCUACAUUCACCAAAACUCUACCAGAAGCUAUCGUUGGCACUUUCGGACCUGACCUCUACCGACUUGUCACCAGAUUUGUUCCCACACUUCGGUUCGGAAAGCCGCCCCCAACGAGAGACCUGAUACACGACUUUACUGGCUCGGUACGUGAUGGGGAGAUGAUGCUGGUGCUCGGCCGUCCGGGGUCGGGUUGUUCGACUUUCCUCAAAGUCAUCGCAAAUCAGAGGGAGAGUUUUGCAGGUGUAGAGGGCACGGUCACCUACGGCGGUAUCCCUGCGGAAGAGCAGAAAAAGCGUUACCGUGGCGAAGUCAACUAUAACCCAGAAGAUGACCAACAUCUGCCUAACUUGACCGUAUGGCAAACGCUCAAAUUCGCACUGAUGAACAAGACGAAGAAACAUGAGGCCAGUACCAUCCCAGUCAUCAUCGAUGCUCUAUUGAAGAUGUUUGGCAUUUCUCAUACGAAAGGCACGCUGGUCGGCAACGAGUAUGUUAGAGGCAUCUCUGGUGGCGAGCGAAAACGGGUAGGCAUUGCUGAGACAUUGGCAACGAAGUCCAGCGUGGUGUGCUGGGACAAUUCAACACGCGGGUUGGAUGCCUCCACGGCGUUGGACUACGCCAAGUCACUCCGCAUAAUGACCGAUAUCUCCAAUCGAACGACCAUUGUCACGCUGUACCAAGCGGGUGAGGGCAUCUACGAACUGAUGGACAAGGUCUUGGUGAUUGAGGAGGGGCGAAUGAUAUAUCAGGGUCCUGCAGACCGGGCAAGACAGUAUUUCAUCGACCUGGGAUUCCAUGCCCCCGAACGACAGACAACAGCGGACUUUCUGACUUCAGUCGGCGACCCGAACGAGCGCGAAUUCCGAGAUGGCAUGGAAGCCUCGGCACCCAAGACGGCUGCGGAGCUGGAGGCCGCUUUCCGCAAGUCCAGCAUCUAUCAGGAAACCAUUGCCGACGUGGAUCGCUAUGAGAAGGACAUGGAGAAGUCGAAUUGCUCCGACACCAGGCAAUUCCAGGAGGCAGUCCAGGAGCAAAAGAGCAAUAGCAAACUGGUCUCGUCACAGUCCAGCUACACAGUCUCCUUCUGGCGUCAAGUCAUGGCCUGCACGCUCCGAGAGUUUUGGCUCUUCUGGGGAGACAAGUCUACGCUGUACACCAAGGUCUUCAUCAUCAUUUCAAAUGCUCUGAUCGUUGGCUCGUUGUUCUACGGCGAGAGCCUGGAUACUAGCGGUGCAUUCCCGAGGGGUGGUGCUCUGUUCUUCUCAAUAUUGUUCCUCGGCUGGCUGCAACUGACUGAAUUGGUGCGGGCCGUUAGCGGUCGCGUGGUCAUAUCACGGCACCGCGACUACGCUUUUUACCGCCCUAGUGCUGUGGUCAUUGCCAGAGUCAUGCUUGACUUGCCGGUUCUUCUGGCUCAGGCAGUGGUCUUCACCAUCAUCCUCUACUUCAUGGCAAACCUUGACGUCGACCCCGGCAAGUUCUUCAUCAACCUCCUCUUCGUCUACAUCAGCACUAUCUGCGUCACGGCACUCUACCGCAUGUUCGCCGCCCUGAGCCCGAGCAUUGACGACGCCGUGCGCUUCUCGGGUAUCGCACUGAACCUCCUGAUCCUCUACGUGGGUUACACCAUUCCAAAGACAACCUUGACAAGCGAUGUCAUCUGGUUUGGGUGGCUCUAUUAUAUCAAUCCAGUAUCAUACUCGUACGAAGCAGUGUUGACGAACGAGUUCCAUGGUCGAGUCAUGGAAUGCUCUCCCUCGAAUCUUGUGCCUCGAGGACCCAACGCAGUGGCGGGUUACCAAGGAUGUUCUCUGACUGGCGCGACUGUCGGCAGCACUCAGGUUCGUGGGGAUGCCUAUUUCGAAAAUUCUUUCGGCUACUAUAGAUCCCACCUCUGGCGCAAUUUCGGCGUGGUCAUUGCCUUUACGGUGCUCUACAUUCUCAUCACCGCCAUCGCGUCCGAAGUUUUCUCUUUUACCGGCGGCGGCGGUGGAGCCCUUGUGUUCAAGAAGACUCGCAAGGCGAAGAAAAUGGUAAACGAAGAAAGCAAGCCAUCGGACGAAGAGAAUGCCGCGGUACCUGGUGAGCCCGUCUCAAGUGCAUCUUCAGACACUAUGACGAAGGAGCAGAAGCAAGAGACUGUAGGCAUCGCCGAAAGCAAGAGCGUCUUUACUUGGGAGAAUGUUGAGUACGAAGUUCCAUACCAAGGUGGCAAGAGAAAGCUGCUGAACAAGGUCAACGGCUAUGUCAAGCCAGGGGUUAUGAUCGCCCUCAUGGGCGCAUCUGGCGCUGGAAAGACCACCCUUCUCAACACCCUAUCCCAAAGACAGACAAUGGGAACUGUUAGUGGAGACAUGCUUGUUGACGGGCGUCCUCUUGGAAUCGAAUUUCAACGAGGCACCGGAUUCUGCGAACAGAUGGACCUGCACGAUGAGACCGCCACAAUCCGAGAAGCCCUGGAGUUUUCGGCCAUUUUGAGACAGGAUCGGAAAGUCCCCAAACAGGAGAAGAUUGAUUAUGUCAACAACAUCAUCGAACUAUUGGAGCUCCACGACAUUGAAGAUGCCAUCAUUGGCUCGCUGGGCGUCGAGCAGCGCAAGCGACUUACCAUUGGGGUUGAGCUGGCUGCCAAACCAGAAUUGCUCCUAUUUCUGGACGAGCCCACCAGCGGUUUGGACUCACAGUCGGCCUUCUCGAUUGUCCGAUUUUUAAAGAAGCUCUCGCAGGCCGGCCAGGCAAUCAUUUGCACAAUCCACCAGCCUUCUUCCAUCUUGAUCCAGCAAUUCGACAUGGUCUUGGCUCUGAACCCAGGCGGCAACCCAUUCUACUUUGGACCCAUCGGGGAGAACGGGUCAGCAGUGAUCGAGUACUUCGCCAAGAGAGGCACACAGUGCCCACCAAACAAAAAUGUAGCUGAGUUCAUUCUCGAGACUGCGGCCAAGGGAGGCAAGCGUCGAGAAGAUGGCAAGCGCGUCAACUGGAACAAAGAGUGGCUGGAAUCGGAGGAGAAUGCCUCGAUGCUGAAGGAGAUCCAACGCCUCAAGGAAGAACGAUCCAAGGAGACACCAAAGGCCGCGACCGAGCAACAUGAAUUCGCCGCGCCCGUCCAGUUACAGACGUACGAGCUCAUGAAGCGCACGUUCCGCUCAUACUGGCGCGAUCCAUCAUACCUCUACGCGAAGCUCUUCGUGAGCGUCAUCAUCGGCAUCUUCAACGGGUUUACCUUCUACAACCUCACCGACUCGGUGGCAUCGCUGCAAGAACGAUUCUUCACUUCCUUCCUCAUCCUCCUGAUCCCACCCACGAUUGUCAACGGCGUGGUGCCCAAGUUCUUCCAGAACCGCGCCCUGUGGGAAGCCCGUGAGUACCCGUCGCGCAUCUACGGCUGGUUCGCCUUCUGCACAGCGCAGGUCGUUGCCGAGAUCCCAUCCGCGGUCGUCGGCUCCGUCAUCUACUGGCUGCUGUGGUACUACCCGACCAAUCUGCCCCGUGACAACGAGACGGCUGGGUACAUGUUCCUGAUGACCAUGCUGUUCUACUUCUUCAUGUCGUCGUGGGGCCAGUGGAUCUGCGCGUUUGCACCCUCCUUCACGGUGAUCGCCAACACGCUGCCCUUCUUCUUCGUCAUGGUCUCCAUCUUCAACGGCAUCGUGCGACCGUACAGCCAAUUGCCCGUCUUCUGGAAGUACUGGAUGUACUACGUCAACCCGUCGACGUGGUGGCUGAGAGGUGUCUUAGCGGCGACACUAAAAGACGUCACAGUCCGAUGUGCCCAGGGCGAGUCGACCCUGUACAACGCCCCGCCGGGCCAGACCUGCCAAUCAUACACGCGCGAGUUCAUCAAUUCGUCGGGCAUGGGGUAUGUGACCACCAUGGCCAACGGCACUUGUGCGUAUUGCCCCUACGCCAAUGGGCAGGAGUACCUGUCGACGCUGAACACCAAGCCCGACGAGCAGUGGCAGGACUUUGGCAUCUUCCUGGUCUUCACCUUCUCGAACUGGCUGUUGGUGUACUUCUUCAUCUGGAGCGUUAGGGUCAAGAAGUGGACCUUUGGGUUGGGUUAUCUGUUUGGCCGGGCUGAAGAGUUGAUCAAGGCUGCGAAGGGCGUGGUGCAGAGAAAGUGA